Aspergillus fumigatus Af293 is the source of this 954-nucleotide messenger RNA. The record is from RefSeq and is a predicted model, not a curated record. Lineage: Eukaryota; Fungi; Ascomycota; Eurotiomycetes; Eurotiales; Aspergillaceae.
AUGGUCUUCAAUGGGCUGCUCCGUUUCCGGAUCAUUCGCUCUAAACAGGUCAAGGAGAUCGCCCUGGGCGGAGGACAUGAUCAAUCGCAGCCUGUCGAGAAACAGACUCUCCUCACCAUCAAGCAGCUUCCACCAUGGUACGACCCCAACCCGUUCAUCCUUUCGGGGUACCGUCCCGAGACCCGCUCCUACUACCGUUGCUUCGCCAGUUGGCUAUACUGCCACAACGAAACUGGAAACAUCUACUCGCAUUUGAUUCCAGGCAUCUUGUUGCUUUCGUCCCAGGGCAUCCUGUACGAGUACAUUCGCACAAAGCAUGAGAACCUCUCCAACUUCGACUGGUCCAUCGUCUCACUGCAACUUGUCACAGCCUCAAUAUGUCUCCUGACAUCGACGACGUACCACACUCUGCUGAACCACUCUGCAGCCGUCGCGCACCGCUGGCUCCAGCUCGACUAUAUUGGGAUCAUUGCGCUCAUUCUGGGCAAUUUUAUCAGCGGACUGCAUUUCGGGUUCUAUUGCAACCCGCAGCUGAAACAUUUCUACUGGUCGCUUAUCCUGGCCUUCAGUUCUGCAACCGCCGUGGCCCUCCUCAGUCCGCAGUUCAGGGGUCUCGAGUGGCGCUCGUUCCGCCUGGCCAGCUUCGUCUGCACCGGUCUCUCGGCGUUUGCGCCAAUCGGCCAUGCGUGCAUGCUUUGGGGCGUGCCGUAUCUCUGGAAGAUAGGCGUGAAGUAUUACCUGCUUGAAGGGGCUUUCGUCAACUGUAUCCAGAAGGGGAAGAUUACUGACACACUGCAGAAGAGAGUUCCCGAGAGCCUGUACCCGGGUGCAUUUGAUAUAUGGGGCCACUCGCAUACGAUAUGGCAUGUCUUUGUGACGUUUUCCAUUGGUGCUCAUGUCAUGGGACUGCUGCAUGGUCUGGAAUACAGCUAUAGUCAAGCAGAGUGUCGAUGA